CCAGCAGAAAAGCGAUCAAAAAAUGCAUACGGUGCACGUGGCCGAGGCAAAAAGACGUGAUAAUACGGUCUAAAGCCAGAAAAAUCGAACGUAGGAAAGAAAAGAAAAUACGGGCAACCAAGCAAAUCCCACAAAAAAAAAGAGAAAAAACUCCCCACACAGUACACACACACAUUAUAUACAUUAUCAUAUAUUCCUUUGAGAACGAGUGUUUCCAAUGGAUGACCGUUCUUUCAGCAUACGUGUACUUUAGUGUGACGUUCUUGGUUUUGCAUUCUAUUAUCAAACAUCAUAUGGAUCGCCCAUCGGCUGCCGUAACGUUACAGGUAGUACAGAGCAUGGUUACUCUGUUGUGGAGCCUAGCAGGAAAUUGCUACAGAAAUAGAAAGGCCAUUGACCUUUUCGGGCCUAGGUCUGCAACGUGUCUUGUAUGUUUUAUCUCGUUGUGAACGGCCUUGAAAACUGGGAUAUGAAAGGUUUGCUCAACUUCUCGCUGUUUCCUUUGUGCAGAAAGAACGGCGGUCUGAAAGAUUAUCAUCGACUUUUACUUGAUGGUUUUGAUUAGCUUUCACAGAGCAUGAAAAGGCCUUCGCAGCAAUGGUGGGGCUAGCAAUUGAAACCUAUCUGUGUCAAAUGGUCGUUUUAGACCUUUAUCGUCAAUAACAACUAAAUUACGGCGCCGUACCUGUGAGAAUGAAUAGUAGAAUACGAACGACAGCUGGGAUACCAUGUGUUUUUCAUAUAGGGGGCAAAAGAACAGUAGUUGGCAUGUGGCAACGGUCACUGAUACAUUUCGAUGAGCAAUAAUCGAUAUAGGA
Molecule: messenger RNA, 818 nt
Organism: Radiomyces spectabilis
Lineage: Eukaryota; Fungi; Mucoromycota; Mucoromycetes; Mucorales; Radiomycetaceae
Exons: 1
Coding region: 222-449 (75 amino acids)
Source: RefSeq, a predicted model, not a curated record